Messenger RNA from Tremella mesenterica DSM 1558, 801 nucleotides. RefSeq lists its product as uncharacterized. NCBI's taxonomy places the organism in Eukaryota, Fungi, Basidiomycota, Tremellomycetes, Tremellales, Tremellaceae. The record is from RefSeq and is a predicted model, not a curated record. The transcript has 2 exons. Bases 1 to 801 code for a protein of 266 amino acids.
AUGGAACCCGACCACACAUCCACCAACCCUUCUCGAAGCACAGUCAAGGACAGUGACAGUGGUAAUCAGCAAGAGUCAAUUUACAACAUUUUACUCAAACGUACUCCCAUCGCUGCCUCAACCACAAACUUAGCAUGUGAUUCACUUUCAUUCGUGGUCAGCUCAUUACAAGCUCCCACAGAUGUGACUGAGGCAAUCCAAAGUAUCAAAACCCCUACUCGGAAACUUUUGGACUUACCUCUACACUUAAGAGACACCAAUACCUUCUGGUCGGCAGAACUUGAAUACUUCCUUCCUGGAUGGUCAGAACCAGCACCUGGUUCCACAAUUGAUCGUGCCUUAGAGGCUGAAGCUUUCGAGGCUGAUGAUUAUCAAUCUGUUGGUUUCCUUAAUACUCCCUCUUCAGUAUACACCAACACUCGAACAAUUCAAGAUUGGUUGAACGAUAAAUGGGUCGAGGAAAAUAUCAAGAAAGAAGAGGAUUAUACUCAUGUCACAUGGGUAGACAAAGAUAUUCAUGAAAUGAACAGUCGUCUUUUAUCUCGAGCUGACAGGAAUUUGAAGGCUAUACGAACAGCUUGGGAACCUCCUCAUCUACUACGUCAUCUUCCACCCGAUUUUGAACAAGCGGUCAUGUUGGACGCAGAAGCUGUGUACGAUGGUGCUGAAUGGUAUUCCAUCGUCAAUACUUUGAAAUCUGAGAAUGAUCAUCAGAGGAAGGCUAUUGAAGCGCUAAACUCACGUUUGAAGUCAAUCACAGGUGUUUCGAAGCGAGAACAUGAUGAUUAUCAGAUUUCGUGA